AUGAGGCCGGCGAUUCUUCUUAUCGCUCUCGCGCCGGCUAUUCUCGCCGAAUCGCAUUCACGCGCCAACAUCUCUCCCGAUCUUACACUUCGCGCUCAUGCCGCAUCAAUACAAGACGCACCCCGAGACCACCUUCUUCCUAUCACAGAAUCAGAAGACUCUACAAUUGGUCAGCUCAGUACUAGAAAUGUUCUCCAAGCGCGCAGUGAAGGCUCCUUAGGACAGACCCCAUGGAUCGGGAUGGCCAUCGGGUUAACCUGUACAGCUCUAGCAGCUGUAAUGCUAGGGUAA
Molecule: messenger RNA, 291 nt
Organism: Penicillium malachiteum
Lineage: Eukaryota; Fungi; Ascomycota; Eurotiomycetes; Eurotiales; Aspergillaceae
Exons: 1
Coding region: 1-291 (96 amino acids)
Source: RefSeq, a predicted model, not a curated record